Molecule: messenger RNA, 1308 nt
Organism: Oncorhynchus mykiss (rainbow trout)
Lineage: Eukaryota; Metazoa; Chordata; Actinopteri; Salmoniformes; Salmonidae
Source: RefSeq, a predicted model, not a curated record
GCAAAUCAAUACAGCAUCGCACGGCGAACCUCUGCAGACACAUGUGUCUUUUUUCAGUAGACUUUAUCGAGUGUGAAUAGUUUGGACUGUGUUGUAAGUUUUUCUUCCAUCAGUGGGACUUGUUGCAUUUAAACAGAGUGACAUUGUAUUUAUCCAGAUACAGGUCAUAUCUGUUAUUAACUGUCAUGCUGCUCCGGGUGUGGGCCAAACUCCCGUGGUUGCUCGCGCAGAUGCUCGCCAUGCUCUACUCCACUGAACAGGCGCGUGCGAAAAUAAACUCCAUCUCAACGGUGCUGCUCCGGGAGUCGCACGCGACGUCAGCCUAUAGGAGCACGGGUUCCCCGUUACCCGGCACCGUGAGGAAGAGCAGCAAGGUCCCCGACCAGGUGUACCCCUGUGGCAGCGACCUGGAAUGUGGCAAGGGGAGCUUUUGCCAGGCUCCGUCCAGAAACCCCUCCCCCCAACGAUGUCACACCUGCCGACAGAGGAAGAGGCGUUGUCAUAGAGAUGCCAUGUGCUGCCCCGGCAACCAUUGUAGAAACAAUAUCUGUACCCCUCUCCCAGACAGUGUGAUGACACAUCAUAUCACUGAGUUAGAGGAACACACCAGACUGCCCCCAAAGAAGAAGGUUGGUUGGAAGAAGAGAGGGAGAGGUCAGACCAAGCUGCCCCCCAUCAAAGGUCAGCUGGGUGACCCGUGUCUCAGGUCUACAGAAUGUUCUGCAGGCCUGUGUUGUGCCCGUCACUUCUGGGACAGGAUCUGUAAGCCAGUGCUGAAGCACGGGGAGGUGUGUACGCGGCACGGCAGGAAAGGACAGGAGCUGUUCCAACGUUGUGACUGUGGAGAGGGACUGGCCUGCCAAGCACUCCGUACAGCCCUGCCAUCUUCCUCACCAUCAUCGUCAUCGAAGUCGAUAGCAGCAGCAGCUAAAGCAAGAUUGUACUUGUGUCAGAGGGAGUGAGGAAAGGAGUGAGGGAAAAAGUGAGGGAAGGAGAGAGUGAGAGAGGGAGGGAAAGAGGGAAAGAAAAUAAAGACUCAACCACUGCCCCAUCAGCUCCAUCUUCCCCCGAUGGAGAGGAGGAGGAGUCACUUGGAGAAGAGACCUCUAUCUCUACCUGUAGACUGACUGCCCUGGAGAAGAGACCUCUAUCUCUACCUGUAGACUGACUCACCUGGAGAAGACACCUCUAUCUCUACCUGAUACAUGUAUCACUAGCCACUUUAACUAUGCCACUUUGUUUACAUACUCAUCUCAUAUGUAUAUACUGUACUCGAUACCAUCUACUGCAUAUUGCCUAUGCCGUUCU